GGAGGACUGAACAAUGAGAGAGAACCUUGCUAGUGUGUCAUCCCCAAACAUGGCAUUUACUGACUGCAUGAAACCAACAGAGCUGGCCGCAGACAAGGAGAUCAAGAGGAAAAACUGGAGGAACAGAAUACGACUUCUCCUGAAGACAAAUUCUACACAGCGUGUGAAAAACAGACUCUGCCGGCCAAGCGUAGAUGACGUGAACCAAUGGGCGCAGUCGCUUGACAAGCUGCUCAGUCAUAAAUAUGGGAAAAUUGCAUUUUGCAUCUUUCUGAGGUCUGAAUUCUGCGAUGAGAACAUUGAGUUUUGGUCGGCCUGCGAGGAGUUCAAGAAGAUCAAGUCACGGAAGGAAAUGGCAUCCAAGGCCAACCGCAUUUACGAGGAGUUCAUUAAAAGUGAAGCGCCAAAGGAGGUCAACUUGGAUUUCCACACCAAAAAUGCCAUCGCACAGAGUCUCCACAAGCCCACUGCAACUAGCUUCCUGGUAGCUCAGAGGAAAAUCUACAACCUGAUGGAGAACAACUCUUACCCCAGGUUUAUCAGCUCUGACCUCUACAAAGAACUGUAUGCAGCUGCAGAAAGAGAGGACAUGGACGUUAAGUCCUAGCUAGACUAGACUUAACUAGACACCCACUUGUGGAGUCAUUUGCUUACCACUGUGACUGUAAAUAGACUGUCCACCGUGUUCAUUCCAGGCGCUACCUCGGUAUAAUACAGCUGAAUGCAAAUUCGUAGCAUAAACAUUAACGGGCGAGUGUGGAAAAUGCAAAGUGCUGUCAAGAGCUCUCAACGAGGAAGCGGGAAUGAUUGGGCCGGAUCCUGUAUGUCGCUGCAGACAGUGCACAGACUGUCUCACGCAGAUGGGACUAAUGCUAAGCUUUCAUCACUGAGCCAUUACCUGAACCUUCUCUUCAGUACCAAUAGACAUUUUGAGCAAUGAUGCAGACAGUGCUGAUCUAGUGCCACUGCAUUCAAAGUCAAAACACUUGCCAUUUAACUCUGCAUCUCUUACCUUACAUCAAACCAACAGCAGUGACAGGAAGUGUUUUCUGUCACGGUAUCCAUUUGAAGGCUUUGUACGUCAAACACACCUCACGUGUAACUCUAGUUUGCAUUUCUCUGCUGGUUGCAGCAGUUUACAUUAAAACAAAAUUACAAUUGUAAUUUAUAUGACACAGUUUCAUCUAAUGCCUAUGUUUGGGCUGAAAUUACUGUGAUACUGUAAGAUACUGUAAAUAUGUGAUGUUGCACUAUGUGUUUAAUGUGAAUUUAAGCAUU
Messenger RNA from Pelmatolapia mariae (spotted tilapia), 1278 nucleotides. RefSeq names its product regulator of G-protein signaling 21-like. The record is from RefSeq and is a predicted model, not a curated record. The coding region runs from base 14 to 607 and encodes 197 amino acids. Lineage: Eukaryota; Metazoa; Chordata; Actinopteri; Cichliformes; Cichlidae. The transcript has 5 exons.